This is a messenger RNA of Mauremys mutica (yellowpond turtle), 5634 nucleotides long. It is a transcript of the gene RIPK1, whose product is annotated as receptor interacting serine/threonine kinase 1. Gene Ontology annotation, biological process: protein phosphorylation; signal transduction. The record is from RefSeq and is a predicted model, not a curated record. Lineage: Eukaryota; Metazoa; Chordata; Testudines; Geoemydidae. Gene Ontology annotation, molecular function: ATP binding; protein binding; JUN kinase kinase kinase activity.
AUGCACAUCAAGAGCCCAACUCUGAAUGGAUCCUUAAAGAAUUGUGCAGUAGAAGAAUUGAGGAAACAGGACUGCAACGUCAUCAUGUCUGAUCUCUACGCAAUGCAAUUUGAGCCAAGAGCAACAAGAAAUGACAUUAUUGGUUGCCUGCACAAAUCAGAACAUGUUGAUGAUGGAGUGGAAUCAUGGGAAGCUUACAAAAGAAGAUGCUUGGCCAGUGAUUUGAUUGAGGAACAGAGGAAGGUUCAAGAAGCUAAGUUAGUGAUUUUUCAGUUACCCUUGUAUUGGUUCAGCGUGCCUGCCAUCAUGAAAGACUGGAUGGACAGAGUCUUGGUCCAAGGAUUUUCUCACAACUUCCCACAGUGUUAUGAUGAUGGCUUGCUCAAGAUCCAGGACUAUUGUAUUUUUGUAAACCCUAAGCUCUUGGAGGCUACAGACAUGUCACUGGAAGAUAUUCACAUGAACACGCAGGACUUGCUGCAGAAAGAAGAACUAGAUGCUGGAGGGUUUGGAAUGGUUUCUUUAUGUUAUCACAAGAAAUAUGGGCUUGUGGUAUUAAAAACAGUGUAUACGGGACCCCAGCGCACAGAAUAUAAUGCUUCCCUUCUUGAAGAAGGAAAGAUUAUGCGCAAACUAAGUCACGAUCGGGUGGUGAAAUUACUAGGCAUCAUUCUGGAAGAUGGGAACUACUCUCUGGUGAUGGAGUAUGUGCACAAGGGAAACUUGAUGAAAGUACUUAAAACAUCCACUAUUCCCUUGUCUGUGAAAGGGCGGUUCAUCUUGGAGAUCGUUGAAGGAAUGCUUUAUUUAAAUGAGCAGAGUUUGGUACACAAAGACUUGAAACCAGAAAACAUCCUUGUAGACGAUGACUUUCACAUUAAGAUUGCAGAUCUUGGCGUCGCCUGCUUUAAAAACUGGAGUAGACUGACCAAAGAAGAGACCAGCCGGCAGAGGAAAAUCAAGAGCAAUUCCAAGAGCGCGUCCAGGAGCGCUGCUGGCACUCUUUUCUAUAUGGCCCCGGAGCACUUACUCUCAGUUAACACAAAACCUGUGGAGAAGUCAGAUGUUUACAGUUUUGGCAUAGUGCUCUGGGCAAUUUUUGCCAACAAAGAGCCAUAUGAAAAUGCUAUAAACGAAACACACAUUUGCUUUGGCAUCAUGAAUGGGAACAGGCCAAAUACAGAAGAUAUUAAAGACGGUUGUCCAAAGGAAAUUAUCGACUUAAUGAAGCACUGUUGGCAACAAGAGCCAGAAAAUCGGCCGACCUUUUCAGAAAUUAGUCAGAAAUAUAAGCCAUUUUACUGUGAGCAACUAGAAAAAGAUGUUGAAGCUGACUUGAGAAAGAUAAAGAAAGCGUACCCUGGGCCAACUGAACUUGUGAAAAGGAUGCAGUCCCUUCAGAUAGACUCUGUCGCAGAAUCUCCAAAUAACGGACAUGCACAAACAGAUCAGCCCAAUUCCCUACAUAGCUCUCAGGGUCUCAUGACUGGCAAUGUGGAUGAAGCCAUGUUUGCUCCCUUUCCAGCGAACCAGCCUGUCGAGAGCUGUGAGACCUCCUUUGAGGCCUCUAUUAGCCUAGAAAGAAAAUUGCAGGAUGAAUUAAAUUAUCAUAAGUAUGGCAGCCGGAUGGAUAAUUCAGAAAGCCAACCUCUGGUAUACAGUGCUGAAGAGAGAGAGGAGGAAAGAAGACGAAGGGUAUCCUUUGAUCCAUUUGCAACUCCACCUGCUGCUCCACAGAUGAAUGAAUUAUAUCUGAAAGCUGAAAGCACAGAAUCAAAAGCCAGUCCCUAUAGUAACAUAACCAAUUACAGUCAUUUACAGCAACCACCACCACCAGCAGCAGCUGCAGCAACUCCAACAUGGGAAAAUGUACCAUACAAUCCAAAUAUUAUGUGUGGGACAAGGCCUAUAGAUCCGAUAACAAGAUCUACAGAGGAUCUCUAUGGAUCAAAUUCAGCUAAUACAUUUAGUCUGAAUAAACCCCCUGUACCUGAAUCUGGCCUACACCAGCAGCCACAAGCAUCCACACCGUGGUUUCCAAAGAGCCCGAAUACAGAGACAGGCAAAAUGGAAUCCAAUCCUUUUAAGAAGGGGAAUUUUGCAUAUACUCCUACUACACCUGUACAACACAAAAUAAGCACAGAUGAAAAUGCAAAAUACACCAUAUAUAACAGUACCGGAAUUCAAAUUGGAGCCUACAAUCACAUGGAGAUUGAAGAACAGAAUCUGUACGUAAGCAGUGUUCCAGUCAACACGCAAAACACUUAUGCACAUUAUGAAAACAUGGGUAUAUUUGAUAACACCUCUAUCCUCUCUGAAAAACAGCUGAAUCUAGUGAGAGAGAACUUGGCUAAACAGUGGAAACACUGUGCUCGUAAACUGGGCUUUAGUGAGCCACAGAUUGAUGAAAUUGACCAUGACUACGAACGAGAUGGACUCAAAGAAAAAGUUUACCAAAUGCUGCAGAAAUGGGUUAUGAGUGAAGGCUACAAAGGGCCUACAGUAGGAAAGCUGGCCAGAGCCCUCUAUGACUGCAAGAGAAUAGAUCUCCUCAAUGAUUUGAUAAAAAUGAACCAGGAUUAGGAAGACUGGAACCUCAGUGGAAAUGGCUGUGUAUUUUAUCUGAAGAUCCUCUUACUGAGAACAUGAAACAAUCUUGUAAAAAUGCUGUAUGAAGGACACCUGUCUAGAAUAUGCACAUAUUUCUGUCAAGCAGUAUACAGUAUCCUUUAGCUUAAAGCGUUUAAUUUUUGAAAAGACAGGGCAACUAUGAAAAGCCUGUCCUCGGUGGGGAGAAGGAAAGGAAGCUCUUCCUUUUUACAGUGAAGAUAAUAGGUUAUCUAAUAAACUUUGUCCAAGCACAAUAAAAAGCUAAAACAAAAUCUGAAUUGUCUAUGAUAUGAGAAAUAACAUGGAAGAGACGGGAUUGGCAAGCGGGGGGAGAUUUGGAUCUAUUUUUUCACAGAACUUUUGGAUGGCUACCUCAAAGCAUGCACGUAGCUGUGUUUAAAGUGCCUUCAUUUCUGCCUAAAAGAAGCAUGGCAUUUAUGCAAAACUCACAUCAAUGGGAGUGUAUCAUGGAUAUCACACCGCAUUUAAGCCCUGGACUGAAAACAAAACCAAAUGCCUCAACUCUUCUAAGCACAGCCAAUAUCCACAGGAGAUCGUCAGACCUCGGAUUGCCUUAUAUUCAUCACCUUAUUUUUUUUAAAUGCUCUUUUUAUAACUUUAAUAAAAAAUAAAUUUUAUAAUAAAAAUACAGAAGUAUAAAAAGAUACAAAGUAUUGGUGUAAAAGCAAUAAUGAUUAUCAAGUAUAGAAACCACUGUGUAAAUUGACAUUAGAAGAAAUGUCUUCUCACAGGAUUAUAAUAAUGUAUUUUUAUUAUUUAUGUAGUUUUCAUUCUGUGAUGGGAGUAAAUUCAGGAAUGUAUGCAUUAUGAAAAGGGAAAGGAAAAAUAAUAUGUACCUAAGCCAAAGCAAAGACUUUGAAACUUGGAAAGUUUGGAAAAUCAGGCAUUUCAUCUCAGGUUAAUUAACCAGAAAUGGAGGCAUGAACUUUCUAGUCACACUGGAGAUAGAGCAUACAAAUUACAGACUUUCUUGGAGUAUGGACCCACAAGGAAAAAUUAUUGGCCCACAAAUUUGCAUGCACUAACUAAGAAUAAUUAGACCAAACUACUCCUUCGUUGAAGGGCAGUGUCUGUGACCUGAACCAAAACCACAAAUAUAUGAACUUCCAUCAAAGUUUUUGGAUCAGAUAAUUCUCCUUUUGGCUGUUGAAAAGUGACAAAAAUAAUUAUCCUAUCAUGACAAAAAAGCUAAUACGAAUUCUAAUAAGUCUUAACAGGCUUUGAACCCCACUACCUUUGAAAUAAGAAGUGGACAUACUCUGCAAUUGGAGGUGUGAUUGCAGCAUGGCUAGGCCUACCCAUGCUAGUUUUAAUCUAGCUAACCUAACUAAAAAUAGCAGUGUAAAUGUAGUAGCACAGGCUUCAGUGCAGACUAGCAAUGCGAGUAUGUACCCAAGUUCCCUGGGGUGCUCAUACAGCCCAUGCUGAAGCCAGUGCAUCUUCACUACUGUUUUUAGUCAUGUUAGCGAAAUUAACUUGUGGUGCAAUCACACCUGAUUGCAGGGUAGACAUAUCCUUCGCUACACAACCUUUGAUUAGUUGCCCUGGAAAUGUAUUGCGUUAAUUUAUAGUUUUCAAUUGGCAAUGUGCUGACCGUUCUAUCGUUUGUGAAUAGAGCUCCAUUCUUGAGUAAAUGAGACUAAAACUCAUAGGAAACUCAAGAAUUUCAGCUUGUGGCAUUUCCUACCAUCGUAUUUGCUGGGUGUUGUUUGUCUAACUUCUAUCCCUGCUAAAAAGGAGCAGUCUUCUACCCACUUAACAUUUAGCUUCCUUAGGGUCCACGUGGAUCUCCCUGGACUCUGUUCUGCUGUCCAACCCCACCCAUGCCAGCUGCCUUCCAACUCCCAGGAGCAGGAUCCCUCCUAGGGACACAGGCAAGCCAAGCCAACACAAGAGCGAAUUUGUGCACUAUAUUGUGCAAGACAAAACUUUGGUUUCAGAAAAAUUAUGUAGGGCCCAAAGGCUGACACACAAAACAGGGACAACCCAGUAAAACCAGGAUGUCCACUCAAGGAAUCAUAUUGGGGAAAAUAAAUAAAAAUUAUGAUACACUUCUACGUUCUGCCCACAAGCCAGACUCCUGUCACCCGAAGGAAAACCAUAGCAAUACUGUAUAACAAGAUAAUUCCUUCUUUCUUGCACACAGUGACCAAUGCCAAAAUAAUUCUCCAUGUUUACAUGUAAAUGUUAUUGUUAGGCUUCAGAAGUAACACCUUGCAAUGAAUGGGGCAGUUCACUUCUCUAACUGUUUCAGUAUCUCUGUUUCAGUAUCUCUGCAGGCUUGAGCAGAUAUCACUGCAUUAGUUACACUUGUUUUCAAUCUUUGACUUUGCAACCAUAAAGGCUAAAGGCCAAAUUUUCAGGGGUGCUGAACAUGAGAUCUGGUGAAAAAACCUGACUUUUUCCAUGAAAAUUGUUCAAAGUUUUUUGUGGAAAAAUUUAAGAGAAAUUAAAACAAAAAAUUAAAUUAGCUCUUUGAGGCCCUGCUGCUUCUAUUGAAGCCAGUAGGAGUCGGAGGGUGUGCAGCACCUCUGAAAAUUUGGUCCUCAAGGCUUCAUUCUGCAUUGGAAGAUAAUGUGAGACUUAGAGCUUGUCCAAACACAGAAGUUGCAGAUAUAACUUAGAUCAGUUUAAAAAAACAGUUUCAUUAACCCCAGGCAAGCACCUGUGCAGACACUCAUAAGACUAGCUUGUGCCUGUAAAUAUAGGGCUUUUCUACACAAAGAGCUGCACCAUUUAAUUAAAAGCAUAGGUUUUAAACUGAUUUAGUUACACUGAUGCAAAAGGCUGUGUGGAGAUGCUUAUUUCAGUUGACCUCAACCUAUUUUGGUUUAUCUACGGCCUGGUCUGCAUAGAGGUUUUGUACCUGUAUAACUAUAUCAAAGACAGGCCAGUCCUCGCUUAUAGCCCCCCAACCUGAAGCAAAUACUCACCAGCAACCACACACCACAGAACAAAAACGCUAACCCAGGAACCUUGCAACAACAAAGCCCGUUGCCAACU